UGCAGGUUUUUCGAAUACAAAGUCACUCCCAUCUGUUGCAACUGUAACUACUGGCUCAUUGUGCACUACUUCAUCUGUUGGUGUAGUUACAUCUCCUCCACCAGCAUCUAUUAAUGAUGCAGCACGGACUACACCAUUUGUAACUACAUGUGGUAAUACGCUUCCUCCUACCUCAACACCUAUUGAUAAACAAAUUGGAGAGUCUAUGAACACUUUUAUCACAAAUUCUGCUUUUGUAUCAACUUCAUCUGUCAGUGUGACACCUGGCUACUCAUUUUCAAUUUCAUCAGCCAAAGUGCAGAUCCAGCUACUGAUGAGCCUCUUUUGGUUGCAACUUCAUCUGUUAGUGUGACACCUACUGGCUCGUCUGAUCCAACUGUAUCAAACCCUGAUGGUUUAAGUCCGAACGAUUCCAGAUUUGACUAUACUUGGAUACUGAUCCUUCUCUCGGCAAUUAUAACAGCAUUAAUUCUGUUUUGCAUCAUAAUCUUCUGUGUUUGCGUCUGUCGGAGGCGAUUUUGUACUAAGUCAAAGAAGAUGUCCCUCAAGAGGCUGAGUCUGUCUUUUGGUUUUGAAAGCUUCCACGGGUUCACUCCCUCUUCUCUCCCCAUUAACCCCAUUUACGUCUCCCACAACGGCGAGGCUAUUGAGCACGCUCUCUCCACAGAGACAACAAUGAUCGAGCCACCGAUGGCACCUAUUGAAGAGAAGACUGGGGAUCAGGACAUUUAUUUGCUCGACAUUGAGGGAAGUGACGACUCCCCUGCACUGAAGAAAAAUGCCUUCUUUGAUCCAAUCUUGGCAGAAAUGUUUGGAGAUUACGUCACCCGAUGUCACUCCAGUGACAAUAGGGACUUCAAACAUCAGUUUACAGGAUACAAUUUUGAGCACAAGUUCAUAGCAACACAAGGACCACUGCCUAACACAACUGUUGACUUCUGGAGGAUGGUGUGGCAGGAGAGGUCUCGGAACAUUGUGAUGGUCACCAAUCUGGUGGAGGGAAAUAGGAUCAAGUGUCACAAGUACUGGCCAGAGACUGGGACCCUGUCCUUUGGCCCCUUCAAUGUCACCAUCAUAGGACAACAGAUACUGGCUGACUACACCACUCGGGAAUUUAGUGUUCAGCUGACGGAGAGUUCAGAACCAGCUCUGAGUGUGACUCAGUUCCACUUCACAGCCUGGCCUGACCAUGGAGUGCCUGACUAUGCGACUUCACUUCUGGCCUUCCACAAGAAAGUGAAGAAACAUCAUAAGCCAUUCAUGGGACCAAUUAUUGUCCAUUGCAGGACAGGGACUCUGAUAACUAUUGACUGUGUUCUUGAGCAGCUGCAAGAGGAGAAGGUGGUGGAUAUAGCUGGUGUCAUCAUCCACCUCCGCACACAGAGAAUGAAAAUGGUCCAGAGCUUGGAACAAUAUAUCUUCAUCCAUGAUGCUAUCCUUGAGGUCCUGAUGUGCGGUGAUACCCAAAUUGAUGCUGCCUGUAACCUCCGCAGAGUUACUCAGAGAAUGAGUGACUGUGACCCACAAACCAAUCUCAAUGAGUUUGAAAAGCAGUUUAAGGUACUUGAGAAGGUUUCUGUAAAGCCAGAAGAGAUUACAAGGAAUGAGGCUCUUCGUAAUCCCACCAAGAAUCGGAGUGACUACUACCUCCCUGGUGAUGCCUGGCGUGUGACACUAAGAGGAGAUCUCCAGACUUAUAUCCAUGCCGUUUUUGUUAAUGGGUACAAGCAACAGAGAGCAUUCAUCAUGGCUCAAAGUCCCAUGGAGUCCACAGCCAGAGAUUUCUGGAAGAUGGUCCACGACAGGAAGUGUGGAGUCAUUGUUAUGCUCUGUGACUUGGUGGAAAAUGGGCAGGAGACGUGUUACCAGUAUUGGCCUCAGACUGGACUGAUUCAGUUUGUAGGCUACAAGGUUGAUCUGAUGGAGGAAAAUGUCAUGGAGGGAUUCAUCAUGCGCAAAUUAAGCGUCUAUAGUGAGAAGGCAAGCCGUACCCACCAGGUAGUUCAGUUGCACAUGACUAACUGGAGUCCUGAUGGCAGCUGCUCUCACCUGGCCACCAUCACCAGUGUGAUAAAUGAGAUGUCUGCAAUUCAGAGGAGAACUGGCAACCAUCCUGUUGUAGUACACUGCAGUGACACAGUGGGUAGGUCGGGGAUGUUCUGUGCCAUAGUCACCACCAUUGAGAGGUGUAAGACAGAGGGAGUGGUGGAUGUGUUCCAGGUGGUCAAGGCUCUCAGGAUACAGAAACCUGGAGCUGUCCUCACUGUGACCCAGUAUCACUUGUUGUUUGAAGCGAUUUUGGCCUAUUUGGAUUCAUUUGACGCUUACUGCAAUUUUCUAGACCUCUAAUCUCUUUCUCAGAUAUUACACACCAAUUGUUGUGCUUGUAAUGAACAC
Messenger RNA from Geodia barretti, 2397 nucleotides. The record is from the annotation of a GenBank genome assembly. NCBI's taxonomy places the organism in Eukaryota, Metazoa, Porifera, Demospongiae, Tetractinellida, Geodiidae.